Cyprinodon tularosa is the source of this 922-nucleotide messenger RNA. RefSeq names its product fatty acid binding protein 3, muscle and heart (gene fabp3). The record is from RefSeq and is a predicted model, not a curated record. Bases 117 to 518 code for a protein of 133 amino acids. Gene Ontology annotation, cellular component: cytosol; nucleus. The transcript has 4 exons. Gene Ontology annotation, biological process: fatty acid transport. Lineage: Eukaryota; Metazoa; Chordata; Actinopteri; Cyprinodontiformes; Cyprinodontidae. Gene Ontology annotation, molecular function: fatty acid binding.
CCUGUCUCCCUCCUCUCUCAUUCUGCCGCUCCUCUGCUUUGGCUUGGUGCUCACUGCUCACCCUCUUACAGGCUCUCUCUCACCCCCCUACACAAUUACUCUGUGUUGCUGCAAACAUGGUUGAGGCUUUCGUUGGCACGUGGAACCUGAAGGAGAGUGAGAAAUUUGAUGAUUACAUGAAAGAGCUGGGCGUGGGAUUUGCUACACGCAAGGUGGGCAACUUGACUAAGCCCACCACAAUUAUCUGUGUGGACGUUGACAAGGUGACCGUGAAGACCCAGAGUGCCAUCAAGAACACAGAGGUUUCCUUUAAGCUAGGAGAAGAGUUUGACGAGACCACAGCCGAUGACAGGAAGGUCAAGUCCAUAGUGAAGAUAGAGGAUGGGAAGUUGGUACACAUACAGCGAUGGGACGGUAAAGAGACCAGUCUGGUCAGGGAAGUCAACGGAAACGCCCUCACACUGACACUUAAACUUGGAGAAGUGGUUUGCACACGUCGCUAUGAGAAAGCAGAGUAGAAUCCACCAUGGAGUUUGCAUCAGCUAAAGUCCCAAAACUUCUUACUACUAACUAACUGGUAGUAAGGAGGCCAAGAAAACGCCAUGUGUGGCUGCUAGUUACCCUUUUACUGUACCAUCAGUAUUACUGUUACUGCUGACCUUGAGUUUGCCUGUUUCUCAGCCCUUUUGCCUGUUUUUUUUUCAAAGCUAUACUAAACAAACACUGAACAAAUUCCAAUGAUUUUAUUUUGUUGUUGUUUUCCAUAAAACUGCUGAUUUGUCUUUAUUAUGUUAGAAAUGUAUUUUGCAUGAUACAUUUUAAAAAGAAAAAACCUUGAAAAUUUCUGGAAUUUAAAAAAUGUUCUUGGUAUGAUCUCAAACAUUCAAAAUAAAACAGUCAGCAAUGACAAAGAAGUAAAGUA